ACCCUACAUUCCCCCGAAAACCCAGAUCCUGCUUCACAUCUCAUUUCUCCCCUUCUUAGGUUGGUUUCCUGAAAAAAGAGAAAAAGUUUAGUCUGCGUCACUGGAUUUUCUUCUUCUUGGUGUGUGCUGGACUGAACCAUGGAGUUGUCGGAUAUCUCUUUCCCCAUCCCCACCGCCGAUGAUUUCUAUGACGACCCCUGCUUCAACACCAGCGACAUGCACUUCUUCGAGGACCUUGACCCGCGGCUGGUCCAUGUGGGCCUGCUGAAGCCGGACGACUCCUCCUCUUCAUCCUCAUGCUCCCCUUCCUCCUCUUCCUCCUCCCCGUCCUCCCUCCUGCAUCUCAACCACCACGCCGAGGUGGAGGACGACGAGCACGUCCGUGCCCCCAGCGGGCACCACCAGGCGGGCCGCUGUCUUCUCUGGGCCUGCAAGGCCUGCAAGCGUAAGACCACCAACGCGGACCGGCGGAAGGCGGCCACGCUGAGGGAGCGCCGGCGGCUCAGCAAGGUCAACGACGCCUUUGAGACCUUGAAGCGCUGCACGACGGCCAACCCCAACCAGAGGCUGCCCAAAGUGGAGAUCCUGCGCAACGCCAUCAGCUACAUCGAGUCCCUGCAGGCACUGCUGCGCGGCGGGCAGGAGGACGGCUUCUACCCGGUACUGGAGCACUACAGCGGGGACUCGGACGCAUCCAGCCCCCGCUCCAACUGUUCCGACGGCAUGACGGACUUUAACGGCCCCACCUGUCAGACAACCAGAAGAGGAAGUUAUGAAAGCAGCUCUUAUUUCUCCGAGACUCCAAACGGCGGUCUGAAGAGUGAACGCACUUCGGUGGUCUCCAGUCUGGACUGCCUGUCCAGCAUUGUGGAGCGGAUCUCCACCGAUAACGGCAGCCUGCUGCCGCCUGCUGACGGCCCGGGAUCCCCGCCGACGACCACAGUCCCGCUGGGUGAAGCAGCGGCCGCCCCGGCGUCUGUUCAGGUCCCCUCUCCAACAGCCAGCCAGGACCCCAACCUCAUCUACCAAGUUCUAUAGACCCAAACACACACACACACACACACACACACACACACACACACACACACACACACACACACACACACACACACACACACACACACACACACACACACGCGGAUGAACUGAGUCGUCACAGUUUGGAUCAGCUGCAAACUUUCUGGUGUAGAAACCUGCUUCCACACCUCUAUUUAUUCUCUUUGAUUAAGUAUGGAAGCUCAUUCCUGUCAGAAAAAAAUAGCGAGCGCUAAAAAUCAUUUUAUGUUGCCGAGCAAACUUCACGUAGUAACACAAGCUGUGAGGUUAAAGGUGCAUGAAGAUUUAGUUUUCAUUGAAUAUACUUUUAAAAAAGGAAUGAUAAAAACUAGAAUUAUUGAUUUUUAGCUUACAUUUAAUCAAAGAUCCUAACUUUAAAACACUAUAAGGAAAUUUUAAUGACUAAACAUGAAUAAUGUUUCAUGAAGAGUUUGCUGAUCCCACACAGGGAUGCUAAGAAAACCAAAAACCAUAGUCACGAAGGAGCUGAAGUCUUAAUUUUGACCUUUUAUGUCACACAAAUGAAAAGUUGCUUUUAUCAUUCCAAAGUUGCCUACAUUACUUUAUUUACUAGGCAGGAAUGAGCUUCCAUAGAAACCCUGAUUCUGUUCCUGUUUCUGAAAUGAGACCACCGAAUGAUGUGGUUCAGCUUUAAAUAGAAACCAGUUCACUUCUUGCUGUAUUUUAAUUUAAUUUUAAGUUAUGAAAAAUAUUUUAAGCCUCGGCUGAGUCUUUCAGAUGGAUUCCCCUCCCCCACGCUCCCCUUCUGUGUGUAGUCUAGCUGAUGAAGGACGGAGGCCAAAAACCGCCCAUUAACAUUCCUCCACUUUCGUCUAACUGGAGUCGGAGCGGCUCCAGCUGUUCGAUUCCCUCCGGAGGAAAAAAGAACUUCGUUCAACAUUUUAGAAACUUGAUGUAAGAGCACAAAUUUCUGCAGUGAAAACUUAACAGACUCCGACUCCAGCGGCGCUCUGAACUGCACGGAUGGAGGUGUUGUAGUGAUGGAGGCUCACACCUCCUUCCUGUCCAAAGCACAUUUUUCUUUGCUCUCAUUUGUCGUUUCACGCGUGCAGCGGAGGACCAUUUUUCUGUAAUUAUUCUGUAAAUAAGAGCUGAUUUGUUCCAGUAUUAAUUAUGUAUUUAAUGUUUCUGUCUCUAUGUGCUUUUGUUUGUUGUGAAAAAUGUUAAACUUUAUAUUUAUA
Molecule: messenger RNA, 2258 nt
Organism: Archocentrus centrarchus (flier cichlid)
Lineage: Eukaryota; Metazoa; Chordata; Actinopteri; Cichliformes; Cichlidae
Gene: myod1
Product: myogenic differentiation 1
Exons: 3
Coding region: 139-1038 (299 amino acids)
Biological process (GO): skeletal muscle cell differentiation; muscle organ development; positive regulation of myoblast differentiation
Molecular function (GO): protein dimerization activity; RNA polymerase II cis-regulatory region sequence-specific DNA binding; DNA-binding transcription factor activity, RNA polymerase II-specific
Source: RefSeq, a predicted model, not a curated record